AUGGCAACGGGAUGGUUCAUAGCUUUGCAACCCUGCAACAUCUAUAGUUUUAAGGAGUUGGGCCGACAAUUCAUUACCCAAUUCAUGGCCAGUAGAAAUAGGAGGCAUCCGACUGCCUAUCUACUAAAUGUGAAACAACGAGAUGAUGAGAGCUUGAAAUCUUAUCUCUCUUGGUUCAAUAAGGAGCUCUUGACAAUGGAUGAGCAGGAUGAGAAGAUAACAUUGGCAGCACCCCUGGGCAGCAUUUGGCCCAAGAGACCAUUAACGGCUGAACUGGCUAGGUCAACCCCCUACAAUGUUGCACGAAUUCAUGGACCAUGUAGACGAGUGUGUCAAUUCCGAGGACACCCUCUGUGUGUUGACCUCCCCGAGGAGGUCUGA
This is a messenger RNA of Carya illinoinensis, 381 nucleotides long. RefSeq lists its product as uncharacterized. Bases 1 to 381 code for a protein of 126 amino acids. The transcript has a single exon. NCBI's taxonomy places the organism in Eukaryota, Viridiplantae, Streptophyta, Magnoliopsida, Fagales, Juglandaceae. The record is from RefSeq and is a predicted model, not a curated record.